Molecule: messenger RNA, 3402 nt
Organism: Durio zibethinus
Lineage: Eukaryota; Viridiplantae; Streptophyta; Magnoliopsida; Malvales; Malvaceae
Molecular function (GO): zinc ion binding
Source: RefSeq, a predicted model, not a curated record
CAUAGACGGGUAAAAAAAAGUUAUUUUCUCUCUCAUAAACGCCAAUUAUUAUCGAGGAGAGAGGAGAAGAAGGGAGAAAAUUAUUAACAUAGGGUCUUCGAAAACUGUCCAUCCUUUUCCAGUUUUUCCUUUGUUUUCCAAUCACCCAAACACAAAGCAAAAUAAGUUUUUUUAUCUAGUUACAUUUUCCCUUCAACAAUUUUCAAUGUUUUCACGUCUUAUAGGGUUUCUUAACCUUCCAUUUCAUUUAUAAAGCGGCGGCGAGCGAGGGGCAAGCGUUUGGAGCUUUCUUUUGUGAAAGGUUACCAAAAGAAUGAAGCUUUAGAUCUCGUGGGCGUCGCGGAAUUUUAAAGAGUUAGACUCUAGCUAAUUCAAGACUGUACUUAAUCAUUUUAAAUGGCUUCAUGGCGGCAAAAGCUAAAUUAGUUCAGAGGGACAUGUUCUUUUAGAAAACUUGCACGUUGACACUUCUUCACAAACGUACAUCAGGUUCCUCUUGUUGCAGUGACCAUUGGUGGCUUCUCUUUCUCAGUUUUUUGGAGCAUAAUGUUGAUUUGGCUCUGAUCUAUGGGUGUGUUCCCCUGAGCUAAGACUUUGGGGGCUUCUCUUUGUCAAUUAUGUUUUAUAAUCCUUUGGGUGCUAAAUUAGUUGCUUCACUCGCUGACAGCUUACAAAGGGAUUUUGCUGGCAAUGUUGCUGAACUAUCGAGAAGAAAAUUUUUUCCAUUUCUAUGUUGAAUAAUUAUACUGCUUUUCCUCGAAGCAUUUUCUAUUCUGUUUACUGCAUGGAGGGAGCCCUUUGAAUCACAUCAGACUGUUGCUUCCUUUAUUUCAUGUAAUCAUGGCUGAUCAUGCUUUAGUGGUAGCUGAUACUUCUCAUGCCCUUGUAGAACAUUCAUUAGUUAUCGGGCAGGAAUUUCCUGAUGUUGAAACUUGCAGAAGAACCUUGAAAGAGAUUGCUAUAGCAUUGCAUUUUGAUCUUAGGAUAGUGAAAUCUGAUCGCAGCAGAUUUAUUGCCAAAUGCUCCAAAGAAGGUUGUCCAUGGCGUGUCCAUGUAUCAAAAUGCCCUGGAGUUCCAACUUUCUCAGUUAGAACUCUGCAUGGGGACCAUACAUGUGAAGGGGUUCACAACCUCCAUCAUCAGCAAGCAUCAGUGGGUUGGGUUGCUAGAUCAGUUGAAGCACGCAUUCGGGAUAAUCCACAGUACAAACCAAAAGAAAUCCUGAAAGAUAUCCGUGACCAGCAUGGAGUUGCUGUUUCUUAUAUGCAAGCUUGGCGUGGGAAGGAACGAAGUAUGGCUGCACUUCAUGGGACUUUUGAAGAAGGGUAUUGCCUUCUUCCUGCAUACUGUGAGCAAAUAAGGAAAACCAACCCCGGAAGUGUUGCCUCAGUUUUUGCCACUGGACAAGAAAAUUAUUUCCAGCGCCUUUUUGUUUCUUACCGUGCAUCUAUCUAUGGUUUUAUAAAUGCUUGUAGACCACUUCUGGAACUUGAUAAGGCUGAUCUGAAAGGAAAAUACUUGGGUACGUUACUUUGUGCUGCAACUGUUGAUGCAGAUGAUGCAUUGUUUCCCUUGGCAAUUGCUAUUGUUGAUGUGGAAAGUGAUGAGAAUUGGAUGUGGUUCAUGUCAGAGUUGAGAAAGCUUCUUGGUGUAAACACUGAAAACAUGCCUAGACUCACAAUACUAUCUGAAAGACAGCGAGGCAUUGUAGAUGCAGUAGAAACCCAUUUUCCAAGUGCUUUUCAUGGUUUUUGUCUACGUUAUGUCAGUGAAAAUUUCCGUGAUACAUUUAAGAAUACAAAGUUGAUUAAUAUCUUCUGGAACGCUGUUUAUGCUCUCACUGCUGUUGAAUUUGAGAGCAAAAUUGCUGAGAUGGUAGAGAUCUCACAGGAGGUUUUACAAUGGUUUCAACUCUUCCCUCCCCAGCUUUGGGCAGUAGCAUAUUUUGAAGGAGUGCGAUAUGGCCACUUUACACUAGGUGUGACUGAGUUGUUGUAUAAUUGGGCCCCUGAAUGUCAUGAGCUUCCCAUUGUGCAGAUGAUGGAACAUAUUCGCUGUCAACUAACCUCUUGGUUUAACAAUCGUCGUGAAUUGGGAAUGAGAUGGACCUCAAUUCUUGUACCAUCUGCUGAGAAGCGGAUUUUAGAGGCAAUUGCAGAUGCUCGUUGCUACCAAGUACUUAGAGCAAAUGAAAUUGAGUUUGAGAUUGUCUCAACCGAGCGUACAAAUAUUGUGGAUAUUAGGAGUCAUGUGUGUUCCUGUCGCCGUUGGCAGAUUUAUGGUUUACCUUGUGCACAUGCUGCAGCUGCACUUAUUUCUUGUGGGCAGAAUGCUCAUCUGUUUGCUGAACCUUGUUUCACAGUGGCAAGCUACCGUGAGACCUAUUCACAGAUGAUAAAUCCUAUUCCAGAUAAGAGCAUUUGGAAGGAGCAAGGUGAAGGAGCUGAGGGUGGAGCUGCCAAGCUUGAUAUCACAAUACGCCCUCCCAAAACUCGUCGGCCACCCGGAAGACCAAAAAAGAAAGUUCUUCGUGUAGAGAACUUGAAGCGCCCAAAAAGAGUUGUUCAAUGCGGUAGAUGCCAUUUAUUAGGACAUUCUCAAAAGAAAUGCACAAUGCCAAUUUGACCCUGAUUUAGUUUCUUUUUCUUUCCCUAUUACACUUUAAUAUUUUCUUCUGAAAUUCCAAUAGAAUCAGUGGCGUCUUUGUAAUCAUAUUGUAUGUUUUUAACAUUCUAGUUGCAGAAUAAGCAUCCACUACUUCUUCUUCAAUUGUCCAUUGAUCCUGUGCUCAUUGCUGCAUCUUGUUCCUGUUUUACAUCGGCUUUUCCUUCCAUAAGCACAUAGUAAUCAAAUUAUUGUCAUCUUAUGUUUGAAAGAUUCAGUGUAUUUCAUUUAAUGUUUUCAGUUUUUACAGGUCUUUAACAAUUUUGACCGCUAGGUGUAUAGACGACUUCAUGAUAAACUUUUUCUCUAUUAUUAGAAUGUUUCUGGAAAUUGUUUUGGAAAUUCUAUAGGAGAUAAGUCUUUACCCUUUGAUAGGUUAUUUUCUCAUGUAAGUGCUAUGACUUUUACAGUUACCUAACAGGAAUGAUUAACAGGCAAGUUUUUGUAUAGCUAAUGUGCUUUCUCCUUGCUCUUCAGUCUCGCUGGUAUGUUUUGCCAACAUUACUUUUUCUUACCGUGUCUUAAUUGCACGAGGUGGUAAUAUAUUUCUCGAAUGAAAGCUGCAGACAAGGAGGGAUGUACCAUCCCCCAAUAGGCAUGUGCCUAGGGUUGGCAGCUUAACUCGAGUCCGAUGGGUUUCGACUCGAUCCGAUCAUAUAUGGUAAUUUUUAUUUUUUUUGAAAUUCAAGUUUUGGGUCGGAUCGGAUAUUAUUAAAAAAAAAUCGGCUUCGAGUCAGG